Messenger RNA from Lathyrus oleraceus (garden pea), 909 nucleotides. RefSeq lists its product as uncharacterized. The record is from RefSeq and is a predicted model, not a curated record. The transcript has 5 exons. Lineage: Eukaryota; Viridiplantae; Streptophyta; Magnoliopsida; Fabales; Fabaceae. Bases 171 to 743 code for a protein of 190 amino acids.
GGGCUUUUAUCCAACACUUUCUCCAAUCAAGUUUAAUAAAAAAAACACUUUCUACAGAGAAAAAAAACAAAACCCGUUCGAUGUUGCUUAAACCCUAAUUCGACGGUCUCAACUGAUUCAAUUUCGAAGAAGAAAACUUGAAAGAAAGAGAGAUACUCGUAAUCGCAUCAAUGUCAGACAACGAUUCUGACGCCCCUGAGGAAUUCACAGCUGAACAGGGUAUUCAACUAGACGAAGAGAUUCGAAAGAUUAAAAGAGAAAACACGAUUAGGGUUAAUACCGAAGAGAAAGAACGUCGGAGGAAAUGGGCUCAAAAGAUAACACCUCGACCAUCCAAAGCUGCUAAAAAAUCUCAAGGUGUAUCAAUAACUGAAUCUCAGGAAGAACCAAAUGAUGCUGCAGAAUUUCAUCCCGAAAGCAUUGUCCAACGAAACAAAGCUGUAGGAUUUCUUCCCAAAAGCAUUGUUGAAAUGCUUGCAGCUCGUGAGAAAAAUAUUUCCUUAACUGUCACUAAAGAGGAGAAAGAUGAAACAAAGCCUACCACUUCAAAGAAGAGAAAAUCCAAGGAUUCGGGUUUUGAACCUCGUAUUUUGAGCGAAUUAGGUCCUCCUCCAUGCUUACAGAGUGCCUUAGAUUUCUUGAAAGAAAGAAAAAUGGCAGUUCCGAGAUCGUCUGCUGUUUUGAAGAACUCCAACCAAGCAUCGCGUCUUCUUUCUAGUUCUGGGGUCAUACACCAGAAAUGAGGAUUUUUAUUUCCUUAUAAAUUGAUAGAUUAUUUUGGCCAAGGUGAGGUGUUAAUGUUGCAAUAUUUAUUAUUAACCUGUCAGCUUUGCUGCUUCUGUCUGUCUACUGGACUGAAAGUUGUAACGUUAAGAUGUCAUCAAUGUUAGUUGGAGUUAAUUAUGCUCA